Drosophila takahashii is the source of this 444-nucleotide messenger RNA. RefSeq lists its product as uncharacterized. NCBI's taxonomy places the organism in Eukaryota, Metazoa, Arthropoda, Insecta, Diptera, Drosophilidae. The record is from RefSeq and is a predicted model, not a curated record.
ACUGCACUGACCGAUUGCAGAGUUCACACGUUCACGUCAUAUCAACCGAAACACAAAUAUAAAUAAACCAUGGCUACAAUGGAUGAUUUUUUCAAUAAAGUGCAACGAAAACAUCCCACAAUUCUGGAUGACUUACGGGAAAUCUUCAAAAACUCCCAGAGCGAUUCACCACAACGGUCUAUAACACUAUCCCAAAUACGUGCUGCCUACAGUCAACGGACUGGCGAGGAUUUUCCCGUUAAGGGAAGCACGCGAACCCAAAUGUGUUUCGUCCUGACAAUCCCUUAUAUCGCCUGCUUCACCAGUCGAAUUGGCACAUUGCGAUUUUUCACUUUCGAAGCGAAUCAGGAAUAAGGGAGCAAUAUACACCUCUUCUAGUCAUACCCGUGCAAUUUCUGUAUACUUUUAAAUAUAUAACGCAAUACAUUAAUUUUAAAAUAAAUA